GAGGGAAAAGAAAAGGAGGAUCAACAUCUUGCUAGACUCCCCCACUGAUGCUGAAACCAUGCCGGGCAUGCCCUGGAGAUGGGCACGUUCGCCCUGGGCCAUAUAGUGGAGAGACGUCCACUUGCGUGGGUUUGGUUUUGGUCGGUCUGUUCGAGUUGGUCAAGUGAGUAAAGAUGAGGUUGUCCAGUGUUGCAUUGUUUCUUGCGCCUUUGAGUGGCUUGGUGAAUCUGGUGUCAGGCCAGUCAAUGCCCGACUGUGCGGCCAAGUGUCUUCAGGACAGCCUCAAGGCACAAGACAAGUGUACAGCUACUGAUGUAGCCUGCAUUUGCGCCGAUGAGCCUCUCAAUGCUGCGAUACAAGGCUGUGUACUACAAAGCUGUACAGUGAUUGAUGCACUAGCUGCCCAGAAUGCCACUCAGACAAUGUGCGGAGCUCCUGUGCGAGAUAUCACGCACAUCACUCCCAUCAUCGCCGGGACAUCUGGCGGCGCAGCGCUCAUUGGGGUCGCCGUCCGCGUCUGGAUGUCAGGUGCAGACUUCUGGCUUGAUGAUGCCAUGUGCGUGGUCGCGCUCGUCUUCGCCAUCCCAAUGGCCGUCUUAGAAUUUCUCAUGUCGGGUUUGGGCUUUGGCAAGGAUAUUUGGACGCUGACACCAAGCCAAAUAUACAGGAUCGUUCAGUUUACCUGGCUCACCGAGAUAUUUUGGUUUGUUUCCAUCGGGUGCACGAAGCUGGCAUUCCUCUUCCUGUACCUCCGCGUCUUCCCCCGCCAGAAGCUCCGCAAAGUGGUCCACAUCCUCAUCGGUCUGGGGACUUUGAGUACCGUCAUAUUCGCAGUUAUUGUAACGGUGAAUUGCCUGCCCAUAACAUACAUCUGGACCUCGUGGGAUGGCCUGCACAAAGGCAAAUGCAUCAACCUCAACGCCUUUGUCUGGGCGCACGCAGUCAUCGACAUCGUCUUCGACUGCAUCAUCUUCGCGAUCCCCAUCCCCGAGCUCAUCAAGCUAAAGAUGAGCCUCAAGAAGCGCAUCAUGAUCGUCGCCAUGUUCAGCGUGGGCGGACUCGGCACCAUCGUCUCCAUCCUGCGCCUCCAAUCCCUGCUCGCCUUUGCCAAUUCCACGAACGCCACCUGGGACAACUGCCCCACCGCCUACUGGAGCGUCCUCUCCUGCUUCGUCGGCAUCUUCUGCGCAUGCAUGCCCGCACUGCGCAAGUGCCUCGCUUUCAUGUUUCCCUCGUGCUUCUCGUCGAGCGUGCAGAACUCAAACUACAACGACUACUCUGGCACACCUAACGCGCGGCUGUCGUCGAACAAGCGCUCGAAGUCGCGGUCUGCGCUGGGAAGUGCGCUGCAGAGUUUCGGUGGGAUCACGAAGACGGUGGAUACGAAUUUCACGGUCACACGAGUCGAGGAUGACGAGCAGGAGUUGGUGCAUGUGCAGAAUAAGGGUGCGCUGAGGGCGCAAAGUCAGUGGAGUGUUGGUGAAGGCAGCGAUAAAAGCGAAGGCGAGAGGAGGACGAGGCAGAUGUAGAGUCUGCGGUGCCCAUUGUGGCCGCGUAUGAUGACUCCUGGGAGGCGGCAUGAGGACCCUCGAGGAUGUAGAAAAUAGACCAUG
Messenger RNA from Paraphaeosphaeria sporulosa, 1613 nucleotides. RefSeq lists its product as uncharacterized. NCBI's taxonomy places the organism in Eukaryota, Fungi, Ascomycota, Dothideomycetes, Pleosporales, Didymosphaeriaceae. The record is from RefSeq and is a predicted model, not a curated record. The coding region runs from base 174 to 1529 and encodes 451 amino acids. The transcript has 5 exons.